This is a messenger RNA of Danio rerio (zebrafish), 2315 nucleotides long. NCBI's taxonomy places the organism in Eukaryota, Metazoa, Chordata, Actinopteri, Cypriniformes, Danionidae. The record is from RefSeq and is a predicted model, not a curated record.
AAAUAAAUUAGGAAAUGACAUAUGUCUCUCGAUGAUAUUUGUUUUUUGGUCCUAUGAGAAAAAGUUUGGGCACCCCUUCCCUACUGUUGCUGAAAUGCGACAAUAUUACUUAAUACCAAAAGGGGGCAGUAGUGUUUCAAAAUGCCAGCUUGCGUCGAUGCACUUCAUUAGUGAGGUUUUGUCACUCACCGUUUCCCAUAACCCGUGUCAUUUCUUCUAAUAGUCGGAGCAGGAGAGGCACUGGAGGAUUCAGGGAAGAUCGCAACUUCAUUUCUGCAUUUCAUUUCACGCAUUUUAAUGUUUUUUUUUUAUGUGAGAACAAGCGAUUUCCACUGACAUUGCGACAAUAAGAGUAGCGCGCAAUUAAAGCACGAUUAAAUUCGUAUUGUUUAACAGAUCAACAAAUAAGACGUCAAUAAAUAUGUUUUAGUAGCAUGCAAGUCUAAGACACUGCAAAGACUUCAUCCCAUGAACUCCAUACGCCCUAAAUCUGUGCUUUGAUUUUUCAAUUGUUCACUUUGUAGUUCUAGUCAAAGUAACAGGGUUUUAGGGAGAAAAAAAAACAAAACCUCCAGCAUGCAGACAGCGCGUGUGAGCGUUCAGGGGAGGGCGAAAUGAGUGAUGCUGCUGAGCCAAUGGAGAUACUCGCGCGAGGAGAGGAGCAUCUGUCCGAAACCUAAACUAACCGCUGGCACAAUAACGCGACUGAGGAGCGCGUCGAGCUCAUCUUCUGACUGAACUUUCAAGACUUUGGGAGAUUCGCAGGUGCUGGACGACAAAAUAAGGCAAUUCAAACAGGACCCAAUGUUUAUCCCAUAGAUCUACUGGACAUCAUACCCCAGUGACAACAUCAUUUCCCACUGACCCCAAGAGACUCUUCCUUCUGUGUAGGCGAAAAUCUCCAGUUAAGGAGAACUAGAGCUACAUCAUCUGUGGUUUUCCCAUCUGAGAUGAACAUUUGAAGAAAAGCCAAAGGAAGUGUACAAAAGGCUGACCAGCAGGAUUAGUAUUACAGCUUUUUUGCUUCUAAACCCAAAGAAGAAUCCAAUGGCGACAUCAAAUGUGGACUGAUUGUACUCAGUCAGAGCUCCCAGCGGCAGCACUUUGGCUCCAGAUGAAACUGAUGUUUUUCUGCAUAAUUCUUAGUCAGUCUGGAGCCGUUACCCCUCCUGCUCUGUGUGUCGUAGCAUGUGGCUCGGACUCAACAUCCACAGCAUCUUAAUUACACAGCCAAGCCGAUUUAGACCACACAGGAAACAUCUCUACAUCUGGAGAUACACUGCCUUUUAGAGAGAGAUACACAUCACUGGAGACUCCUGAUCUGCUUUUUGUCCUCUAUACCUAUGCGAUUACACAAAAGAAACCUAAAAGAGAAAAGAAGCCUACACCAGACAUGAGGGUCACAACAGCACAUUUGGCAGGACUACAAAAAGCCAUUCCACGUGGAUAAAUUAGAGUCGGAGUUACACUUUUUUUUUGUGGAAAAUUUACAACAACACGACUUGCAGGAAACGACUAAAAGACUUAAAAGGGCCUGAUGCACCUUUUAAGGGCAGCAACAAAAAUGAAUAAAUCAUCAAGAGGGAGCGAGGGCUAGUUCUUCUCAGAGAGCAGUGAAGGAAACGCUCUCCUCCCCCUGCUGCGAAUGAGAGCUUGAACUGAGCUCUCUGGAAGACUGACAGUCUCUCCUGCUCUCUAGCCUGGUGGUUUGUUGAUGGAUUUGCCUUGAUUUUUGGUGUUUCUCAGCCCUCCCUCUACGUGCCCGUGUCAUGCUCUGUUGCCGGCGAGCCGUCCAGGAGCCAUGCCCAUCCCUGAGAUGGCUUUGAGCCCGGUAAAGUCUCUGUACUGGGAGGUGUUUCCCUCCAUGGUCACGCAGCGGGUGUACUGUACGCCCGUCCUCUGGGCUGGACGCCUCUAUGUGCUGGGCGGCUGCAGUGAGAACGGCCUCCCUUUGGACUCCGCCGAGGUGCUGGAUCUAGAGAGCCAGCGUUGGUGCGAGCUACCUCCGCUGCCCACAGCUCGUGCUGGGGCAUCUGCUGUAGCUGUCGGGGACCAGUUGAUGGUUAUGGGGGGUAUGGAUGCGCAGCAGAGCCCGCUGGCCUCAGUGGAAGUCUACCACCCUGAUGAGGGCAAGUGGGAGAGGAAGACAGGACUGGGUCAGCCUUCCAUGGGCAUCACCACACUGGAGAAAGGUAUGAGCAGCAAUUCCUCUUCAUUCAUGAAAGUGCUUUCAGUCAGAAUUUGAUAUGAAAUUUGCACUAUGUUUUUUUUUUCAGUUUAGAGGUUAACACGAAUGAAAAUAUAAGAUUUUUAAA